Molecule: messenger RNA, 994 nt
Organism: Asterias rubens (European starfish)
Lineage: Eukaryota; Metazoa; Echinodermata; Asteroidea; Forcipulatida; Asteriidae
Product: UPF0428 protein CXorf56 homolog
Exons: 7
Coding region: 94-753 (219 amino acids)
Source: RefSeq, a predicted model, not a curated record
CAGUCUCCACAUACGACGACGACGAAAGGACAACGAUUCGGAUCCUAAACCACACUUUUUCAGUACUAUAUGAACUCGAUUAUUAUAUAAAAUAUGCCUAAAGUGAUAUCUCGAAGUAUAGUUGUGUCUGACAACAGAGAGAAAGAAGAAUAUGAAAAAGACAGACCGCUACAGACUUACUUUUGCCUAUGUGGUCAAAUGGUUCUUAUCAUAGAUUGUGCAAUAGAAAAGCUUCCUCUAAGAAAGCGAGACAAUGCAAGAGUAAUCGACAGCGCAAAACAUGUCAACAAAAUGACGUGCGAUACUGAUGAAUCCAUUCAUCUCAGAAGACCAAAAGGCAUCGAAAAGCAGUUCAGGAAAAAGUGUAAAAAGUGUGGUCUACUCCUGUUCUAUCAACACGAAGAGAAGAAUGCUAAAGUAACAUUUAUUGUUGAAGGUGCUCUCUUCGAACCGAACAAAGGUCCCAUUAAAGAGCCUCUUGUUAUUCAAAAGAAAAUUCCAAAGAAGGUGAUGUUAACCAAGAAGACAAAGGAGAUGGGAAAGUAUGCAUCAGUGACCGUUUCAACCAUUGAUGAAGAAGAAGAUGAGAUUGAAGCUCGUGAGAUAGCCGAUUCCUACGCCAGCAAUGCAAGAGUAAUUGAGAAACAACUAGAAAGGAAAGGCAUGGCCAAAAGAAAAACAGACGAGGCAUUUAGAGAGGAGUUUGCAAAGAAGGCAAGAACAAAAGGAACGCUGAUUGAUAAAGACCCAUGAAAUCACACCAUCACAAUGAACUGUUUUAGAUCAUGGUGUUAAGAUUUGCUUCAAAUUUACACCAGUACUGCGUCAUCUUUCCAUCAAUGCCUCUUUCUCUGCUUGGACAAAUUGGAACCAAUCAACAGUGACUCAUGUUUUGGGUGUAACCAACUAGUCUGUACCUUUUUUUGCAACUUUUACAACCUUUGGGAUAAUAUUCUUCCUACUUAAAGGGACACAUUGCCUUGGAUAGGUCGAG